AGGUCAAAGUUGGUUGAAAUGGCGUCUUGUUUUUCGCGUUAGUUGUUGAAGUUUUAUGUAAAAUUUACCUGAAUUUAGUUUAAAAUGAGUGAUAGCGACUCAGCAAGUAAAUCUUUUGUGUACUUUUCCUCUGACAGUGAUCAAGAGGAGGUUGCCAAGGCCUUCAAUACAUUACCUGAAAGGCAGGCAAAGGUCACUAGCCUGAUGACCUUUAUAGAGAAGGGGUCAAAGGACAAAGUUAGCAGUAAAGAUAACAACAAAGAUAACAUCAAAGAUAAUAACAGUGUAGAACGAUACUGCUUAUGUCGGAGUACGGAUGCCUCACGUUUCAUGAUAUGUUGUGAUUAUUGUAAUGAAUGGUAUCAUGGGGAUUGCGUCAACUUGAAAGAGUCGUCAUCAAAAACCAUUAGAAAGUAUGCAUGUCCACCAUGCCGUUCAAAAGAUCCAGCAAAUAAUGUAAUAAAACAUAAGCUAAAGAUGAAGGUAAAAAAAAAAUCUAAAAUGAGGGAACGUGAGAGAGACAAAGGGAAGGAGAAACACAAGAAAAAACACAAAGAUAAAAAGAAAAAGAAGCACUCAAAGGAUAAAGAUAAAAAGAAAAAAGCUUCAAAGAAGUUAAAACCUGAUGAAAAAAUUGACACAAGUUUCUGUGACAAACUUUUGAAGGAGUACGAACAAAAGAAAGAUUUGACGGACGGAGCGGAGUCAAGCGAUGGGAGUGGUGAUGGCAAAGACUCAAAGUUAGCGCGCAAAUAUGUGAACAACUUGCCUCAGUUGCCUCGAUCCAACCGGCGAUGCGGUGAUUGUGAUGCAUGCUACAGACAAGACGAUUGCGGGGAGUGUGACUACUGUAUGGUACGACUAUUACCACAACUUUCUUGAUUCAAUUUGAUUGUGAGACAGGAUGCCAUGGGAAGCUUAGCAGGA
Anneissia japonica is the source of this 927-nucleotide messenger RNA. RefSeq names its product CXXC-type zinc finger protein 1-like. Gene Ontology annotation, molecular function: DNA binding; zinc ion binding. Gene Ontology annotation, biological process: positive regulation of DNA-templated transcription. Gene Ontology annotation, cellular component: Set1C/COMPASS complex. Bases 85 to 882 code for a protein of 265 amino acids. The transcript is spliced from 6 exons. The record is from RefSeq and is a predicted model, not a curated record. NCBI's taxonomy places the organism in Eukaryota, Metazoa, Echinodermata, Crinoidea, Comatulida, Comatulidae.